Molecule: messenger RNA, 2223 nt
Organism: Stegastes partitus (bicolor damselfish)
Lineage: Eukaryota; Metazoa; Chordata; Actinopteri; Pomacentridae
Gene: plppr3b
Product: phospholipid phosphatase related 3b
Exons: 7
Coding region: 1-2223 (740 amino acids)
Biological process (GO): signal transduction; phospholipid metabolic process; phospholipid dephosphorylation
Cellular component (GO): plasma membrane
Molecular function (GO): phosphatidate phosphatase activity
Source: RefSeq, a predicted model, not a curated record
AUGAGGAUGAUGAUGAUGAUGACUUCCUCAGAGAAGAUGAAGAAGAAGCCUCCGAAGGACAGUCUGACUCUGCUGCCAUGUUUCUACUUUGUGGAGUUGCCCAUCGUGGCGUCUUCCAUGGUGUCGCUGUACUUCCUGGAGCUGACCGACGUGGUACAGCCCGCUCAGAUGGGUUUCCGCUGCCACGACCGAGACCUCAGCAUGCCGUACGUGGACGGAGGAGACGAGCUGAUCCCGCUGCUGAUGCUUCUUAGCCUCGCCUUCGCCGGCCCCGCUGCCUCGAUCAUGCUGGUUGAAGGAGUGAUUUACUGCCUGCAGUCUAGACUGAAGCUCCGCAGAGCUGAAGGAAGCAUCAACGCAGGAGGCUGCAGCUUCAACUCCUUCCUGAGGAGAACGGUCCGCUUCGUAGGUGUGCAUGUGUUCGGCCUGUGUGCGACGGCGUUGCUCACUGACAUCAUCCAGCUGUCGACAGGUUACCAUGCCCCAUUCUUCCUCACCGUCUGUAAACCCAACUACACGCUGGCUGGUGUGUCAUGUGAUAAAAACGCUUACAUCACUAAAGACAUCUGCUCGGGACACGACCAACACGCCAUCAUGGCUGCCAGGAAGACAUUUCCUUCCCAGCAUGCAACUCUGUCUGCCUUCGCUGCAGUUUAUGUUUCUAUGUACUUUAACUCCACCAUCUCUGACAGCACCAAGCUGCUAAAGCCUGUCCUCGUGUUUGCAUUCGCUAUUGCGGCGGCGCUGACUGGUCUGACUCAGAUCACGCAGCAUCGCAGCCAUCCCAUCGACGUCUACGUGGGCUUCCUCAUUGGAGCCUUCAUUGCUGCUUACCUGGCACUUCACGCUGUCGCCAACUUUAAGUCCUCUGAUGACAUCACACCAGCUCCGCCCCCCCCACCACCAAAGGAGGACCCUCUCCGAGCACUAACGGAGCGAGGACACGAGUCCGUCUACAACAAAGGCCCCGCCUCUGCGUCUGAGAGUAACGAUGAGAUUGCGGUGGCUCCUGCCCCCAUGGACCGGCUGGAGGGCCUCGGGCCCCUGCAGAGGGAGAAGGGCUCCAUGGGCAGCCUGAAGAGGGCCAGUGUGGACGUGGAGCUGCUGGCACCUCGGAGUCCAAUGGGGAAGGAGACCAUGCUGACCUUCAGUAACACACUGCCGAGGGCCAGCAUGAAUGUUAACGGGGUGCUGGGGGCCAACGAAGGGCCAGAGGAACAGGUGCAGCCGGUGCAGCCAGUGCAGCCGGUGCAGCGGCGGCUGAAGGCUGUGCAGGUUCCCAUGGACCCCAUGCGGUCACAGCAGCUGGUGUCUGAGUGGAAGCAGAAGUCGAUGGAGAUGCGGAACCUGAGCGUCCGGGAUGAGGUGGAACACGAAGCCAGCGAGGAUGGCUCUGAGGUGGGCUCUGUGGGUACUGACGAUGGGGGGUCCCAGGUCCCCAUCUACCAACCCACAGUGCCGUCUGGGAGGGCCAACUCCAGUCGCAACCCCACUCCACCCCCAGGGGGUGCCAAAGCUGUGGCGACUCCCAGACCACCACAGAUCCCUGAAGCAGGACCCCCGCCGGUGUCCCCAAAGAGUGCCCUCACCCGUGCCAAAUGGCUCGCCAUCCGGGAGAAGACGGGCGUAGAGGCGUCGGCCCGCGGCGCCGCCAACCAGCCACGACUGAUGCAGGUGAUCGCCAUGUCAAAGCAGCAGGGCCUCCUACCCUCCUCCUCCUCUGGGGAGAAAUCCUCUGAGACCACAUCCACCUGCUCUGGCACCUCAUCCACUGCUGACUCACCACACUACCGCUCGUCCUCAGAUCAUCAGCGCGAAGGUUCUGGUAUCAUCACGGUGGACGCCCACGCCCCCCACCAUCCUGUUGUCCAAGCCCCACCUCCUCCGCAGGCCCCGCCCCUCUCAGGUAACAGUAACCCGUGGGAAUGGGCAGUGGCGUCCAAUGGGGGCGACCCACGAGACACCUACGACCUUAACAACUUAAAUCGAGGAGACUCAGCUGCCCGUGGCAGCAGCUUCCGUCCACGCCGGUCUGCCUCGCCGUGCACUGCCGUUGACCCAGCUCUGCCCUCUCCUCAGAUGGAGAUGUCUGCUGAUGCUCAGCGCAGGGAGAUGGCCAUGAGACGCAAAACGGCACUGGUUCUGUUGGAUCGAGAGAUUCGUAACCAGACUGAGCAGGAGAACUAUUACAAGAGUCUGCAGGGACGCAGGUUCAAGGACUAG